AUGGACGCCUCCUCCCUCCGCAUCUCCAAGUUCGAUGGAACUAACUUCCACGCCUGGAAGUUCAAGAUGCAGAUGGUGCUGGAGGAACGGGACCUAUGGGAGGUCGUCAGCGGUGAGAUCAAGGCGGAACAGUGCGAGACUCAGUUGGACCAAGCGACGUACAAGAGGAAGUCAAGAAAGGCGAUGGCAGUGAUCUGUCUAGCCAUGGAAGAUUCCCAGCUACCGUUGGUCCGGUCGGCAAGUGGUGCAUGCGACGCAUGGUCAAGGUUGGAAGACCACUUCGAGAAGAAGAGUCUUGCCAACAAGCUGUUCUUGCGCCGUCGCUUCUUCACGACAAUGAUGGAAGAAGGCGACGAUGUGCUCGAACACAUCAACAAGCUCAAGACGCUGGCGGAACAGCUAGAAGCGGUGGGGGCUCCAGUCUGCGAGGACGAUCUGGUGAUCACACUCCUCGGCAGCCUGAGUGACUCGUAUCAAUUCUUGAUCACAGCUUUGGAGUCGCGCUCAGACACUCUUAGCUGGGAGCUCGUGACGUCUCGACUGCUUCAUGAAGAAAUGAAGCGGAAGGAGCAAGGAAGUAAAGGUGAUGAAGCUUCGCAAGGUCAAGCGUUCAUCACAAGGGACAAUCAGCGCAAAGGGCGACCAGUGAAGAAGUCCUGGCCGUGCCACAAUUGCGGAAAGAUUGGUCACUGGAUGGCGGAGUGCCCCUCGCGCAUCCAAGAAAACACGGAGAGACACCGGCCACAGCGUGCUCAAGACAGCGGCGACCGCUAUCGAUCACAACGUGCAAACGUCGCUCAAGAAGAAGACUCGGGCGACUACCUCUUUUCGAUCGGUGAAACGACAUCUGCGAAAUCGAGCGACAUCUGGCUGGUCGACUCCGGGGCGACGCAGCACAUGACGUGCUCCAAGAAGUUCAUGCGGAACUACAAGGGGUUUGACGCUGUGGAUGUCCAUCUCGCGGAUGAUGGAAUCGUCCAAGCAAUCGGCAGUGGGGACAUUGUCAUGUCGAUGAAGACACCCCAAGGGAUGAAGAAAGGUGUGCUCACAAACGUGUGGCACAUCCCAAAGUUAUCCAGAAACCUGUUCUCGGUCGGCCGCUUCACCAAGGAUGUCGGCCCAGUGACGUUCACGAAGGAUGGGUGCUAUGGAGAAGCGAAAGGGACCAAGUGGAAAAUUGGUGCCCGUGAAGGUAAAGGACUGUUCAAGCUGCAAAUGACUCCAGUGGCGCCGGAACAAGCAAAUGCAGCCAAGUCGUCGGGAUGUCAAGGGGGCACCAAGUCGUACCUCUGGCACCUUCGGCUUGGCCACAUAGGUCACGAUGGACUCAAUUGCAUCGUGACGAAGAACAUUGGAAUUGGCAUCGACAUAUCUUCGGUGAAGAAGUGGGACGUGUGUGAAGGUUGUGCUCUGGGAAAACAGACUCGAGUGCGCUUCCAAUCAAACACUACAGCUCGCACCUCCAAACUCCUCGAAGUGAUUCACAGCGACGUAUGCGGACCGAUGUCGAUGGCAACUUUCAGUGGAAAACGGUACUUCGUGACAUUCAUUGAUGACAAGUCAAGAUACUGUGUCGUCUAUCUGCUCAAGAGCAAAUCUGAAGUUGCGGCGAAGUUCAUGGAAUACGCUGCGAUGGCCGAAACGCAAACCGGAAAGCGCGUGAAGUACCUUCAAAGCGACAAUGGGGGUGAAUACAAGUCCGACAAGCUGGCACGAUUCUGCGCGGAACGGGGAAUACAACAAAGGUUCACACCCCCAUAUACUCCUCAGCUAAACGGAGUAGCUGAGAGAAUGAAUCGCACGCUGGUCGAGUGUGCGCGUUGCAUGAUGGAACACGCUGGACUGGGAAAGAGCUACUGGGGUGAAGCAGUGAUGACGGCGAUGUUUCUUCGAAACCGCUGUCCAACACGUGCCAUUCACCAAGGCAAGUCUCCAUAUCAAGUGUGGACGAUGAAGAAACCGAUUCUGGCCAACCUUAAAGUGUUUGGAUGCCACGCGUAUGUUCAAGUGCCUCAAGACAAACGCGCGAAGUUCGACUCCAAGUCAUCACUCUGUCGUUUCCUGGGAUACGCCGAACACCAGAAUGUUGUAAGUGCAUGA
Molecule: messenger RNA, 2100 nt
Organism: Peronospora matthiolae
Lineage: Eukaryota; Oomycota; Peronosporomycetes; Peronosporales; Peronosporaceae
Source: the annotation of a GenBank genome assembly